AUGACGCUACAUUCAUUUUGCAUAUCGUUGGCUAUCCUGUGGCUGCUCCUCAGAUUAUACAAAUUUCUGUCCAUUCCUGUCUCUGAGAUCGUCAAUACUCUUAAUAUAAAGACCCCUCCAGCCGUUAAAGUGUCUAUCGACAAGAUUUCGUCGACUUCAAUAACGAUACAUUGGGAAAAUGAACCCACAAUAAACAAUUCUGACAAUUACAUAUCAUAUUUCUUACUCUACAUGAACAAUUCACAGGUUGCUAUAUUCCCAAACAAUCCAAAAUCACUAUACACAUGUUGCUCUAUCACGAAUCUAACUUCGCAAACGCAAUACCAAUUGGAUUUCAUUACUGUAAAUAAUAUGGGAUUUGUCAAUAAAGUUCCAUCCAUCUAUUGUAUGACUAAAGAAAAGAAUAAUGUUGAGUAUACUAAUGAAGAAUCAGGUUUGAAAGAUAGAGAAUGGAGACGUAAUCCAGUGACUUCAAGGGUAACUAGGACACCUUCAAAUGAUUCUCCAGUAAUGGAAAGUAACGACUCAAAUCCUAAUACAUACACAAAUUUGACCUCUUUGAAAGAUUUGGAAAAUUAUUCAAUUGAUGAUUUGAAGAAGAUUUUGAUUUGCUCACAAGAGUAUCUACAUGAUGUAUUGGCAAAAAAAAAUGUCUUGGCCAAUGAUUUCAGAGAUACCAAGCUAGGUUUAGAAUUAGAACUAGAGAAUUUAAAAAUCCAAUGGUCUCAUGAAAUUGAAUUCAAAAGAUCUUUAAAAUCAAAUAUUAAAUCUUUAGAAAAUUCAAAAUUAUUAUCUGAUUUGAAAUUUGAAAAAUUGCAGGAAAAAAUUGAGAAUUCUAAAACCAAAAUUACUAAAAUGAAAAACGACAUUGAUCGUUGGAAUGAAUUGGAGCAAGACGAUUUAAAUUUGGAUUAUCUUAAAGAAAAAUAUGACAAAAUGAUUAAUGAUAAAACUAACUCUCUGAAGGAAAUGGAUGAUAAAGUAAAAGCAUUACAAGAAGAGAUUAUUUUCAAAGAUGAUGAAAAUAAGAAAUUAAAUGUCUUGAAAAGAACUUCUUCCUCAACGACCUUGGACGAUUUAAAUAAACCUUCCUCCAAUGAUUUAUUCAAUAGUAAUCAAAUGACAAGUAUAUUAAAGAAACUUGAUGAGUGUUCCAACGAAAAAACUGGCUUAUCAAAUGUUAAGGGAGAAGAUCAUUUGUCGAAACUAAAUGAAAAUAGUAUGCUGGGAAAACUAAUUAAUGAACAACUGAUAAUUGAUAAUAAUAAUGAAUAUCUAUGGAAAUCCACCAAAACAAAUCUUAUCAAAAGAAUAAGCUCUUUACAGGAUAAGUUCAAUGAAAUCAUGGUACAAAACAACCGAUUAAAGGCAACUAUAUACGCGCAACCAUAUGCUGUUAACAAUAACGCACCCGUUGAAGCGACGCCUCCACAUUUCCUACCAAACAUAGCUACAUCAAACUCAAGCUCAAAUCUAGCUCUUUUGAACAGUAAAAGAGGUCAAACUGCUAAACCGCUACUUUCAGCAUUCAAUGUUAGUUCUAGCGAUAAUAGUCCUCAAUACCAGGAUGCGGCUGCAUCAAAUUUAAAUCAAGUUAAUCCGUCGUUAAUUGUAUCGAAUUCGAGUCAGCAAGGUUAUUUGUCACCUAUGAGCUCCAACACAGCAUCAUUUUUACCAAGCAAUAACAACCCAAACAUGUUACAUGACGAUACCAUUGGACAUCCUUGGGGAUUUUCAUCCCCACAAGCUCCUAUUCAACCACAGAGAAAUGAGGAGGAUCAGACUUUUGAGUAUGAUGAUGCUAAUCAUUUAAUUAUGGGAUUACAAGAUAUUAUAUAUGAUGAAACAGAAUAUCCUGAAUCUAUUAGCAAUUAUUCAAAAGUAUUCACUACAGAUCAAUUAGACAGCUACUGGACAGAUCCAAAGAGAAAUGCUAGCGGUAGUAACAACCAUAAAAAAGAGCUUCCAGAACAAUUAAGGAGUCCACUACCUUCCUCGUACAACAACGAUGUCUUUAUAUCUCCUUCGUCGAUGCAGACACCCAUGAAUGGCACCACUUUGAGCUCAAGUAUCUCUCAUAAACCAUUUGGUGUUGAUGGAUUCACCACAAGUCCUUAUUACAAUGGUACGGAUACCAAUCAUCAAAUAAAUCUCGCAUUACCACUGCAUGACUCCUACGCAACCCAAUCAACUGAACUUGAUCCCUUGGCCGUUAGCGAAAGCACCAACGUUAAUCCCGACGAGACAAUCACAGAAGGUGACGAAAUGGCAGCUAACCAUGAUGCAACCAUAUUCCAUUCACCUUCUUUCAAUUUCAUGUGGCAUAAUACCAAAUCACCUCGCAAGACGUCGUCGGGCAGUGACGCUCAACGUCAUAAGAGAAAUAAGAGCAAUAGUAGUAGUAGGUCAAGUUGGAGCAAUAAACUAUCGCUGAGACACAAAAGCACAAGCAAACCAUCUAUGGUAAUCGACGAAGCUACUAAUGCGUCGGUGAGUUCCGGUGAUUCUGUGAAGAAAGAAGGUAACGAUGCGGCUAAUGAAGAACACGCUAAUAGUGGCAGAAAAAUGUCAAAACUACUAUCGAGAAGCACAAUGAAUAGCAUUUUCAAGCUCUCUUCUCAUGAUUCGCAUUCUCCUUCCACUCAGCAAUCGUAA
Molecule: messenger RNA, 2655 nt
Organism: Kazachstania africana CBS 2517
Lineage: Eukaryota; Fungi; Ascomycota; Saccharomycetes; Saccharomycetales; Saccharomycetaceae
Gene: GTA1
Product: Gta1p
Exons: 1
Coding region: 1-2655 (884 amino acids)
Molecular function (GO): protein binding
Source: RefSeq, a predicted model, not a curated record